This is a messenger RNA of Thunnus maccoyii (southern bluefin tuna), 2359 nucleotides long. Its product is annotated as E3 ubiquitin-protein ligase TRIM21-like. Gene Ontology annotation, molecular function: protein binding. Gene Ontology annotation, biological process: regulation of apoptotic process. The record is from RefSeq and is a predicted model, not a curated record. The transcript has 3 exons. Bases 92 to 1387 code for a protein of 431 amino acids. Lineage: Eukaryota; Metazoa; Chordata; Actinopteri; Scombriformes; Scombridae.
CUGCAGUCGACACGUCUCUUUAUCUGUCUGAAUAAAAAUUAAACCGAGUUCUUCAGUUCUUCCUCAACAAGUGACUCAAACACUGGGAUAAAUGAAGACGAAGGAGGACCUGUUGAACACUCUGGAGGAUUUGAAAGAUGAGGAAUUCAAGAAAUUCAAAUGGUUUUUGGAGCAGCGUGAUAUCCUGGAAGACCAUCAAGCCAUCAAAGCAUCCCGGCUGGAGAAGGCAGAGAGACGGGACACUGUGGAUCUGAUGGUGCAGACCUACCAACUUCCUGGAGCUGCGAAGGUGACCAAGAAGCUUUUAAAGAAGAUCAACAGGAAUGAUCUGCUGCAGAGUUUAUCAGACAGCAAGCUGGGGAAGACAGAGGCUGAAAUUCAGCAGAUGAUCCAGAAGAGACGACUGAAGAUUCAACAGAUCAAACACUCAGUCGACCUCAGUAAGGAAGAUGCAGACAGAGAGAUAGCAGAAGGUGUUCAGGUCUUCAUCGCUCUGAAGGAGUCUGUUGAGAGAAGCCUAAAUGAGCUCAUUGAGACGAUUGAAGAGAAGCAAACAACGACAGAGAAACAGGCUGAAGACUUCAUCAAAGAGCUGGAACAGGAAAUCUCUGAGCUGAUGAAGAGAAGCUCUGAGGUGAAGCAGUUCUCACACUCUGAAGACCACCUCCACCUCCUCCAAAACUUCCCGUCCCUGAAAGCUGCUCCACCCACCAAAGACUGGACAAAGGUCAGCGUUCGUCCAUCAUAUGAGGGGACUGUGACUCAGCUGGAGAAGCUCAGUAAAGAGAUGAAGAAGCUGCUCGCUCAGGCUGAACUGAAGAGGGUCCAGCAGUAUGCAGUGGAUGUGACUCUUGAUCCUGAUACAGCAAAUCCCUGGCUCAUCCUGUCUGAUGAUGGGAAACAAGUAAAUUACGGUGACGUGUGGAAGAAUCUACCAGACAACCCAGAGAGAUUUAGGUGUUAUGCUGAUGUUUUAGGAAAGCAGAGUUUCUCUUCAGGCAGAUUUUACUUUGAGGUUCAGGUUAAAGGGAAGACUGACUGGGAUUUAGGAGUGGCCAGAGAGUCCAUCAACAGGAAGGGAAAAAUCACACUGAGACCUCAGGAUGGUUACUGGACUAUAGUGUUGAAAAAUGGAAAUGAGUACAAAGCUGGUAAUGACCCUCCAGUCUGUCUCUCUCUGAAGUCUCAGCUUCAGAAGGUGGGGGUGUUUGUGGAUUAUGAGGAGGGUCUGGUCUCCUUUUAUGACGUAGAUGCUGCAGCUCAUAUCUACUCCUUUACUGGCUGCUCCUUCACUGAGAAACUCUACCCAUUCUUCAGUCCCUGUUCUAAUGAUGGUGGUAAAAACUCCGCCCCUCUGAUCAUCUGUCAUGUCAAUCAAACUGCCUGAUCUAUUUUUUAAUGAUCAGCAACUUAUGAAGCAGUUUCAACAAUUCAUAAACUUAAUCAGUUAAUCUUUGCAUUUCACACCCACUAUGUAAAUAUAUAGAGGAAGUAUUCUUACUACAGUUAAAGAUCUACAUAUUCAGUGUUAAUGUACCAUAUGAACUUGAUUUAAUCAGGAUAUGAUUAAUAUGAUUCCUUCCUUCCAUUCCUUUAUGAUUUAUUAUAGCAUUGUUUUAUGUUGUGAUUUUUUCUGUUUUUACCCUUUACUUGUCUCUUUUUACUGCUUCAAUUUCCCCAAAUGAUUCAUUAAACUCUACAUCCUUGAUUAUGGAAAUGAAUCUACAGUGAUGUAAAAUAUAUCAAGAUUUUUGUUCGUUAGAUGUAAUGAUGCAGCCAUAACAGUCAUGAUGUCCUGAGGUUGAAUAUUUCACUGUGUGUCAUUUAGCUUCAAGGUUAGAACAUGAACAGAAAGAGUAGAGUAUGUGUCUCUGUUAUAAAGGAUGGAGUUAUUAAAGUGAAAAUAGAUGUUUACUGGUAUCUGUUAUACUCAGUGAUGUAGUGAUAAGUUAAUAUUACUGUUAGUAUGUAAAUCACUGGUCUAUGGAUGCAAUUGUACUGAUAUACAAUUAUUUUAGUGUCCAAGAUUUACUGACUUGGUUUGUAAGUUACUUGGCUGUGGGUAUAAUUCUAUUGAUCUCUAUCAAUAUUAAUAGUGAUAGUGACUUUUUUCACCUUUAAUUAUGAUAACAGACACAUUUUAAUAACAUACAGAAGCUGAGUCAUUAAACCAUUUUACAGCUGAACAGGGUCAGUAUCAGUAAACAACCAUGUUCCUUCACAACAAAUGAAUACAGAUAUUUAUUUGGUAAAUGAGAGAGAAUGGUCUACUCAAGUGAAAUUAACAUAUUUCAUUUGAAAUAUAUUAACAAGCUGAUGUAGUGAUACAUUUCUUUAUCAUGUAGAAAUUGCUGAUAAC